Messenger RNA from Blepharisma stoltei, 1351 nucleotides. Lineage: Eukaryota; Ciliophora; Heterotrichea; Heterotrichida; Blepharismidae. The record is from the annotation of a GenBank genome assembly.
AUGCAAAAAUUGUUACUAAUUUUAUGUUUCCUAGCAUUAUCCCUUGCAGAUCAAUAUGCAGUUAUAGCUGUUGGCUCAAAUGGAUACUAUAAUUACCGACAUCAAGCAGAUGCUUGUCAUGCGUACCAAGUGCUUAUCAAUCACAACAUUCCCAAAUCCAAUAUUAUCAUGAUGUCUUAUGAUGAUGUUCCCAAUGCCCUUCAGAAUCCAUUCCCUGGCAAACUUUUUAAUGCCCCCGGAAAUCACAGCGUAGAUGUAAACGAUGGGUGUAUCAAAGAUUAUAUAGGAGCUGAUGUCACAGCAAAGCACUUUUUAAAUAUAAUCCAAGGUGAUGAAUUAGCAAUGAUAGGCGUUGGGACUGGAAGAGUUCUAAAAAGUGGCCCAAAUGAUCAUGUUUUUAUUUAUUUCGUAGAUCAUGGGGCAUCUGGAGUUUUGUCUUUUCCAAAUACUUGGCUUUAUAAUUAUCAAUUAAUUGACGCGUUUACUCAGAUGAAGGCUAAAGGAAUGUAUAGCCAACUUACCAUCUAUAUCGAAGCAUGCUAUUCAGGGUCUAUGUUCGAUGGAGUUCUUAGCUCUCCUAAAGAACAAGAGACAAUAAAAAUCCUACAAAUGUUUUCAUAUUCAUUAUUGUUUUAUUUUUAAAAAAAAAUAACUUUAAGAGGGGGAUAAGGGAAAUUUGAAUGUUUAUGCAGUUACUGCUGCAAACGCAACUGAAAGCUCCUGGGGAGCCUAUUGCCCUUAUGAAGAUUUUAUAGAUGGCAUUGAGCUUGAUGCUUGCUUAGGUGAUUUGUUUAGCGUAAAUUGGCUUGAAAAUAGCGAUUCCGCUAAUCUUACAAUUGAAACUUUAGAUCAGCAAUUUGAUAUUGCACAGAGUCUGACAAAUUUGAGCCAUGUUUCAAGAUAUGGCAAUUUCUCAUUUGUAAAUGAGACAGCAGGUGAAUUUCUUGGAAAUUUGACUGAUUCAUUGAAUUUUGCAGGAUAUGAGAAAUCUUCUAACUGGGAAAGCACAGAAAUCAAGCUUAAUUACCUUCUUCACAUGUACACAAAGUACCAAGAUCCUCAAUAUAUGGAAGCCAUACUAGAAGAGAUGGAAUACAGAGAUAAAAUCUCUGGAAUUUUUACUCAAUUGGCUUUACAUUUCGAGAUGAAAUACGAUGCAGAUCUAAUGAAUGCUGAGCUAAGACCUUUGAAUACAAGAUGCCUUGAAAAAAAUAUAAUGAGCUUUGAGCAGCAUUGUGGAAACAUUAAAGACUAUGGGCUUAAAUAUAUACAAGUAUUAGUCAACAUCUGUGAAGUUGGGAUCUCCAAUGAAGAAACUGAUAGUGCUCUCAAAGAAAUCUGCAUACUUUAA